AUGCUCGGCGAGCAUUUCGAUAUCAUGCGCGCCGGCAGGUACAAGCUCUUCCACAUCCCCCGCGACGCCGACAAACGCGACUUGCUGCUCGCCGCAAGUGCAGACGUGGUCCGAUACGGGCACUCCUGCGACGACAUGUACUUCACGGCCAUCAACAUCACUGGGCAGUGGUCCUUCGGGCACAAGAACACCACUUUCGUCGCCGGGGCCGCCCCGCCCAAGACCAGCACGGGCUGGGUGGACUUCGGCACCGUCUCGCUGAAGGUGGUCCACAGCAGGACGGUCAAGGCCACGCCGUACCUGAAUUUCUUCGCGCGCCACGUCCAGCACGCGGGGUACAGUGCGGGAUGCCUUCUCGGCGACGGCGACCACACGAAGGCCGAGACCCCAGAUAAGAAGUGCCAGAAUCACAUGUCGUUGCUGUCAAGCAGCUCGGUGCUCAGGUAA
Messenger RNA from Prorocentrum cordatum, 447 nucleotides. Lineage: Eukaryota; Dinophyceae; Prorocentrales; Prorocentraceae. The record is from the annotation of a GenBank genome assembly.